AUGGAGAAAGCUGGGGGUGAGACACCUGGGAGCCCUGACCAGUCCUUCCUGGCGACUCUGAGUGACCCACAGGUGGCCUUGCUGUCCGUUCACAAGUGGCAGUCCAUCAGGAGGAGCCCUGGGGCCAGGGGCUCCACCAGGCAGGGGACUUCAGAGGAGGAAGGCUCUCUUCCAUCAGAGGAGGGAGAAUUUUCACGGAAGGUUUUGAAUGGAACACGAGAACUCAGUUCCAGUCAGAUCCUAUCUAAACUUUCUGUGCCUGCUCAUGGCUGGGAACCAGCGAUGAAGCAGAGUUUCGCCUUUGACAAUAUUGGCUACGAAGAUAGUCUGGACGGUGUAUGCCCUUCUCAGACGACCGCCGGCACCAUCAGCAUUUGGGGCAUGACUUGCCAGUCGUGUGUAAAGUCUGUCGAGGGCAGGAUUUCCAGUUUGAAAGGCAUCAUGAGCAUUACGGUUUCCCUGGAACAAGGCAGUGCUACUGUGAAAUAUAUGCCAUCGGUCGUGAGCCUGCCAGAGGUUUGCUGUCAAAUUAAAGACAUGGGCUUCGAGGCCAGCAUCGCAGAAGGAAAGUCCGUCUCCUGGCCCUCAGGGGCCUCGACUGCCCUGGAGGCCGUGGUCAAGCUGCGGGUGGAGGGCAUGACCUGCCAGUCCUGUGUCAGCUCCAUAGAAGGCAAGAUUGGGAAACUGCAAGGAGUAGUGAGAGUCAGAGUCUCACUCAGCAACCAGGAGGCAGUCAUCACUUAUCAGCCUUAUCUUAUUCAACCCCAAGAGCUCAGGGACCAUGUAAACGACAUGGGGUUUGAAGCUGUCAUCAAGAGCAAAGUGCCUCCGUUAAGCCUGGGACCAAUCGAUAUUGGGCGGUUACAGAGCACUAACCCAAAGAAACCUUCAGCUUCUGCUAACCAGAAUUUCAGUAACUCUGAGACCUUGGGGCACCAAGGGAGCCACAUAGUCACUCUGCAACUAAGAGUGGAUGGAAUGCAUUGUAAGUCUUGUGUCCUGAAUAUUGAAGAAAAUAUAGGCCAACUCUUGGGGAUUCAAAAUAUUCAAGUGUCCUUGGAGAACAGAACUGCCCAAGUACAGUAUGACCCUUCUCGUGUCUCCCCGGGGGCCCUGCGGAGGGCCAUUGAGGCUCUUCCGCCUGGAAACUUUAAAGUUUCACUUCCUGAUGGCACAGAAGGGAGUGGGACAGAUAACAGGUCUUCCACACGUCGCUCCCCCAGCCCCCUGCAGAAGACCCAGGUGCAAGGCACAUGCUGUACUGUGGUGCUUGCCAUUGCUGGCAUGGCCUGUGCAUCCUGUGUCCAGUCCAUCGAAGGCCUGAUCUCCCAAAGGGAAGGCGUACAGCGAGUAUCAGUCUCUUUGGCUAAAGGGACGGGGACAGUUCUCUAUGAUCCUUCUGUAACUAACCCAGAGGAACUCCGCACUGCUGUAGAGGACAUGGGAUUUGAGGCGUCAGUCAUCUCUGAAAACUGUUCUAGCAACCAUGUUGGAAACCACACUGCGGAGAAUUCCAUGGUGCAAACUGCGGCUGACUCACCUGUGUCUGUGCAGGAAGUGGCUCCUGACGCUAGGGGGCUCCCUAAAAACCACAGCUCUGGCUGCUCGUCAAAGUCCCCGCAAGCCCCUGCAACAGUGGCACCACAAAAGUGCUUUCUACAGGUCACAGGCAUGACCUGUGCGUCCUGUGUGUCUGUCAUAGAGAGAAACCUGCAGAAAGAAGCUGGUAUUCUCUCCGUGCUGGUUGCCUUGAUGGCCGGAAAGGCAGAGGUUAAGUAUAAUCCGGAAGUCAUCCAGCCACUUGAGAUAGCUCAGCUCAUCCAGGACUUGGGCUUUGAGGCAGCAGUAAUGGAAGACUACGCAGGCUCAGAUGGCGACGUUGAGCUGAUCGUCACGGGGAUGACCUGUGCUUCCUGCGUUCACAACAUCGAGUCCAAACUCAUGAGGACCAACGGCAUCACCUACGCCUCCGUGGCCCUCACCACCAGCAAAGCCCACGUGAAGUUUGAUCUUGAAAUUAUAGGUGCGCGGGAUAUUGUCAAAAUUAUUGAGGAAUUGGGCUUUCGUGCUUCUCCAGCCCAGAGAAACCCCAACGCUCAUCACUUGGACCACAAGGCGGAAAUAAAGCAGUGGAAGAAGUCUUUCCUGUGCAGCCUGUUGUUUGGCAUCCCUGUUAUGGGUUUAAUGAUCUAUAUGUUGAUACCCAGCAAUGAGCCCCAUGAGUCUAUGGUCCUGGACCACAACAUCAUUCCAGGACUGUCCAUUCUAAAUCUCAUCUUCUUUAUCUUGUGUACCUUUGUCCAGUUCCUCGGUGGGUGGUACUUCUACGUUCAGGCCUACAAAUCUCUGAGGCACAGGUCGGCCAACAUGGAUGUGCUCAUCGUGCUGGCCACGAGCAUCGCCUAUGUCUACUCCGUCGCCAUCCUGGUGGUGGCCAUUGCCGAGAAGGCUGAGAGGAGCCCUGUGACCUUCUUUGACACGCCUCCCAUGCUCUUCGUGUUCAUUGCCCUGGGGCGGUGGCUGGAACACGUGGCAAAGAGCAAAACCUCAGAAGCCCUUGCCAAACUCAUGUCUCUCCAAGCCACAGAAGCCACUGUCGUGACCCUUGGCGAGGACAAUUUAAUCAUCAGAGAGGAGCAAGUACCAAUGGAGCUGGUGCAGCGGGGUGAUGUCAUCAAGGUUGUCCCUGGGGGAAAGUUCCCAGUGGAUGGGAAAGUCCUGGAAGGCAAUACUAUGGCUGACGAGUCCCUCAUCACAGGAGAAGCCAUGCCAGUCACUAAGAAACCCGGAAGCACAGUGAUUGCUGGGUCUAUAAAUGCACAUGGCUCUGUGCUUGUUACUGCCACCCAUGUGGGCAACGACACCACUUUGGCUCAGAUUGUGAAAUUGGUGGAAGAGGCUCAGAUGUCAAAGGCACCCAUUCAGCAACUGGCUGACCGCUUUAGUGGAUAUUUUGUCCCAUUUAUCAUCAUCAUUUCCACUUUGACGUUGGUGGUAUGGAUUAUAAUCGGUUUUAUCGAUUUUGGUGUUGUUCAGAAAUACUUUCCCACCCCCAACAAGCAUAUCUCUCAGGCAGAGGUGGUCAUCCGGUUUGCGUUCCAGACGUCCAUCACGGUGCUGUGCAUCGCCUGCCCCUGCUCUCUGGGCUUGGCCACGCCCACGGCGGUAAUGGUGGGCACCGGGGUGGCCGCCCAGAACGGCAUCCUCAUCAAGGGAGGCAAGCCUCUGGAGAUGGCCCACAAGAUAAAGACUGUGAUGUUUGACAAAACUGGCACCAUUACCCAUGGGGUCCCAAAAGUCAUGCGGGUCCUCCUGCUUGUGGACAUGGCCACGCUGCCCCUCAGGAAGGUUCUUGCUGUGGUGGGGACUGCAGAGGCCAGCAGCGAGCACCCCUUGGGUGUGGCAGUCACCAAAUACUGUAAAGAGGUGCUUGGAACAGAGACCCUCGGGUACUGCACGGACUUCCAGGCGGUGCCGGGCUGUGGAAUCGGCUGUAAAGUCAGCAGCGUGGAAGGCAUCCUGGCCCACAGCGAGCACCCGCCGAGAGAGGGGACGGCUCACCUGAACGGGGUUGGCAGCGUUCCCACAGACACAGAUGCGGCCCCCCAGACCUUCUCUGUGCUGAUUGGGAACCGCGAAUGGAUGAGGCGCAAUGGCUUAACCAUCUCCAGCGACAUCAGUGACUCUAUGACAGAUCAUGAGAUGAAAGGCCAGACGGCCAUCUUGGUGGCUAUUGAUGGUGUGCUCUGCGGGAUGAUCGCCAUCGCCGAUGCUGUCAAGCAGGAGGCCGCCCUGGCUGUGCACACCCUGAAGAGCAUGGGUGUGGAUGUGGUUCUGAUCACGGGGGACAAUCGGAAGACAGCCAGAGCCAUUGCCACCCAGGUUGGCAUCAACAAAGUCUUUGCGGAGGUGCUGCCUUCUCACAAGGUGGCCAAGGUCCAGGAGCUCCAGAACAAAGGGAAGAGAGUCGCCAUGGUGGGAGACGGGGUCAACGACUCCCCGGCCUUGGCGCAGGCUGACAUGGGCAUUGCCAUCGGGACAGGCACAGAUGUGGCCAUUGAGGCGGCUGACGUUGUCCUCAUCAGGAAUGAUUUGCUCGACGUGGUGGCUAGCAUUCACCUCUCCAAGAAGACUAUCCGGAGAAUACGACUCAAUCUGGUGCUGGCGCUGAUUUAUAACCUGGUUGGGAUUCCCAUUGCAGCAGGUGUCUUCAUGCCUAUCGGCAUCGUGCUGCAGCCAUGGAUGGGCUCAGCGGCCAUGGCGGCCUCCUCUGUGUCUGUGGUUCUCUCGUCGCUGCAGCUCAAGUGCUAUAAGAAGCCCGAUAUGGAGAGGUACGAGGCCCAGGCCCAGGGCCGCAUGAAGCCCCUGACCGCAUCUCAGGUCAGUGUGCACAUCGGCAUGGAUGACCGGCGGCGGGACCCCCCCAGAGCCACACUCUGGGACCAGGUCAGCUACGUCAGCCAGGUGUCUCUGUCCUCCCUGAAGUCCGACAAGCUGUCUCGGCACAACACUUCGGCCAACAAUGGUGGAGACAAGUGGUCUCUGCUCCUGAAUGACAGGGAUGAGGAGCAAUACAUCUGAAAGCUCCAGGCAGGUGCAGACCCAGGGGCCCAUCUCCUGGUUGAGCAGCCGGCCUGGCCCUCCCUGUGGAUGAGGCUUGAACCGAACAAGUGCAGCACCAGC
Molecule: messenger RNA, 4683 nt
Organism: Ceratotherium simum simum (southern white rhinoceros)
Lineage: Eukaryota; Metazoa; Chordata; Mammalia; Perissodactyla; Rhinocerotidae
Gene: ATP7B
Product: ATPase copper transporting beta
Biological process (GO): monoatomic cation transport
Cellular component (GO): membrane
Molecular function (GO): copper ion binding; ATP hydrolysis activity; ATPase-coupled monoatomic cation transmembrane transporter activity
Source: RefSeq, a predicted model, not a curated record